UCCUGGUACAGUCGGCGGCGGUAGAGCUACAUCCCAAACAGCUGACUGAGCGUCCCUAUCGAGGUGUUUCAUCUUCUCUUCGGUGGCUGAUACUCCAAACUACUGGGCGAUCAUGAACCGACACGCUGCAUUUGUUUUACUCCUCGCCUUUGGAAUCGUCUUCCAGCUGUCACAUUGCACUGAGGUGAAUGUUACAGGGAAAGAUGGCAAGUUAUGCCUCUAUGCCAAUCUAAUGGUCAACUUCACCGUCUCAUAUGAAAUAACUGGCAAUAAGAGUGCAAUAGUCGAAUUUGAACUUCCUAAUAACACCACAACAACUGGAAGUGAAUGUGAUGCUAAAAGCUCAACGUUGAAGCUUAAUUUCGGAGGAGGACACUCCUGGAGUGUGAACUUCACCACCAAUGGAGCCAUGUACCAAGCAGACUCUAUCAUCUUUUCCUACAACCUCAGUGAUGCGACCGUCUUCCCUAAAUCUGCAUUGAAUGACACCAUAACUGUUAUCGCGAAGCCUCACAUUACAGAUGUAGGCAUGGAUACUUGCUACUCCUGCAAUAGUAAAGAGAUGAUUGAAGGUGAUUCUGUCAAUCAGACGCUCUGGAACGUGCUCAUACAGGCUUUUGUCAGCAACGGCACCAAGAGUGCAAAUAUUACCACUUGUGCUGCUGAUUUACCCACAACCCCUACUACCACCGCCACAACUACUUCCCCUGCCCCUCCUCCUACCACCACCCCGACACCCACCCUCCCCACACCCACCACUGGAAAGUACAGUGUUAAGCCUGAUGAAAACAGCACAGUCUGUCUGUUAGCCACCUUUGGUCUGCGGAUUGGUGUAAUGCAAGGAAAGAAAUAUCAGGAAAUAAACCUUGAGCCUAAUGGGACCAAAUCCUCUGGAUCAUGUGGAGUCAACAGUAGUGAGCUGGUGUUGGUGUCUAACUCAAUGACCAUCAUGUUCACUUUCGCCAAUGACACAAAGAAAUUCCGCCUGCAGGCUCUGAACGUCACUGGAAGCACAAGCUCUGGUAUCGCGUUUUCGGAGGGGAACACCAACCUGAGUCUGUGGGAGGCAGCUGUCGGCAGCUCUUACAUGUGUAACAAGGAGCAGAACUACACCAUCACCAGCUUUCUCACCCUCUACACCUUCAACCUACAAGUCCAGCCCUUUGGAGUCAAGAAGGGUAUUUUCAGUACAGCCCAUGAAUGUUCAUUGGAUGACACCAGCAUCUUAAUCCCAAUCAUUGUUGGCGCUGCUCUGGCUGGCUUGAUUCUCAUUGUAGUGAUCGCUUAUGUGAUUGGUCGAAGAAAGACUUAUGUUGGAUAUCAGACCCUUUAAAUCCAGUUUGCAAUCAUUACUGAAAUAUCACGGGGUUCCCAAGCCUGGUCCCUGGGUGUCUUGUAUAUGUUUAAUUGGCAAUUCAACAGUCAAAAUCUGAAAUUGAGAUGUAGUUUUACAAAAAUACAUUUUAUUAUCUGCUGGGAUUGACAAUGAGAUGUGAAAUACACAGAUCAUUUUUGAAAUGCAGUUGCUUGAAGGGUCUUUAAUGAUACUAUAAUAAGAUAGUAAAAUCCAUGUGAAGAGGGUUUGGUGUUUUUUCUCAAGGACCAGCCUUGUCUACCCCCCCACUCCCACCCCAGUUUUUGUGUUUCUUUUUUGUUGUUUUCUGGAUGUCUUUCCAUUUGUGUUUUGUUAAUGAGCAAGUGCAACAUCCACACAACUUAAAAAAACAAAUCAUAUAUACAGAUACAGCAGGACUUCUGCAUUUAUAGAAGCUGAUGUGCGACAGUUGGAAUAUGUUGCUGCGGGAUCCUGCACUUGCUCUGCAGUCAUUCCCCUUUUGUUUUCUUUUGUCAUUAUUUACUCUUUGUGCACAUUUUGUUUUUUACUCCUUUUAAUGGUUUGACUUUUCAUCCCCAUAAUUAUUCACAUCAAGACAUAGAAAAACGAUAAAUUUCACAGCAUGUCCUUCACAAAUCAAAGCAAGAUGUACAAGCAGCUUACUUUCUUUGUCAUCAGAAAUUCAUUAAUAAGGAUGAAAGUCUACUCCAUUUGGAAAGCUGUCUGUGGAAAAUAAGCUUUAGCCCGUGUUUGCCCCUGUAGAGCAGGAGAAACAUUGGAAUUAUUGUCCUAAUCAUGUGGCUCCAGUCAUGUUAAGAAUGUGAACUCAAAGUGUUUGUUGUUUGAACAUUAAUAGACCUUUUUCAUGGAAGACAUUUCGACACGUCAAGCAGUAGAAGGACAGGUGGAACUAAUGACACUAACAAUGGUUCAUUUACAUGUAAGUGAAAAGAUCCUGGAACUGACAAAAGUACAUGAGAUGAAGCUAUUGUUAGUGUUGUUUAUUACACCUGUGCUUUUCUUUCUAUACCAUGUCAAAAUGUCUGCUGUCUAAAAGGUUUUGAAAAUAAACGUCAAUGGUUUAUUUCUCACAAUACUUUUUGGCAUUAGGUUUAGAAAAGGGAGAGUUUUGUUGUGUGGAUAUUCACUUUCAGCACAGACAAUUCUGAAAGGAGAAUAUUUACGUAUAAAUGCACUAAAGCACUCUUUAUAUAUUUGCAUUAUGCUGAGACUGUCGUCAUAUUAUCUGACCUGUGUAGAGAGGCCUGGGCUUGGCCUGAGCUCUGAGGGCUGCAGCUGGAUCGGGGGACGUUAACGUUCCCGAAAACUUAGUUUCAAUUUUGAAUAUUUAAAGUUAAAAAAUCAUGAAGCGUUUGACUCUGGAGAUUUUGUGAAAUAAGCUUAUUUGCUUUCUUGCAGAGUUGGAUAAGAAGAUUGAUAGUACUCAUGUCUAUCUGUUAAAUAUAAAGUUAAAGCCAAGAGACAGUUAGCUUAGCAUAAAGACUGGAAACGAGGAGGAAAAACUAGUUUAAACGAUCACUUAGCAUGUUUUAUUUUGUUUGUUUAUUCCCUGAAAAAAGGAAAUGUAACAGCGUGUGGUGGUGUAUGGAUUAAACAAAUCAAAUAUAACGUGUUAAUUACUGAUCUUUAGUUGUGCUGGUCAGUGGAUUUUUGUUACCAUUGGACAGAGCUAGCUGUUUUCCCCUAUUAUGCUAUAAUCGUCUGCGGGCUGUAGCUUCAUAUUUUGCUUGCAGACACAAGUAAUUCUCUGCAAGAAAGCAAAAAAUGUUAUUUCCCAAAAUGUUAAACCUACUUUUUUCUUUUAGUUCAGCUUAGCUGCUCUACCAGAGCCUUGUGGGUAUGGUUUGAUAAAUUUUGUUCAACAAUGCUGGCAAAGGCAAACAACGGCACAUCUGUUGUCUGAUUUUGAUUUAAAAAAUUGCUAAAUCCACCGACGUAUUUGAUAAAAUCUAAUUUAAAAUAGACAAAAUUGUUGACAGAAAAUUUUGUUUUCAUGUAGGACCCUUGUUGCUCACAGAAAGAACCUGAAAGUAGGUUUCCAGGAGCAUUUUAAGUCGGGGAGUUAGUGCAGGUGGCAGGGAUGCGGUAUCGGGGAUGGAUGCAAGCCCCAGAAUGUGUAAUGAUAGAAAGCCACAGUGAUACAUGGUAGUAGCUGUGUAUUGUUGUAUAACUGCAGCAGAGAGGUGUGUACUGUACGCCUUGUUCCUACUCUUCAGGACUGGAACAAUGCCGGCAGUAAACAACACUGAAAAUGAGAAUAGAAAUAUUUGCAUUUUGAAAUUGCUUAUAAAACUCUGCUUUCCCGGGACGUUGUACAUUUGUAUGAAUAAUGGCUCUUUUGCUUGUGACUGUUGCUUUCCUGUGUAUUUCGGCUUUGUAUGAACUCGGUUGCCUUAAUUAUAAAGAUGGUUUUGCAGCACUGGUGUAAAUGUUCGAUUUCUCAUGCUUCACCUCCUGUGUUCUCAGUAAAUCUAAGCGGUUCAUCCUCAUUAUCAUGACAGCUGUGCCUUCCUUAAUUAUAAACUUCUGUUUUGUACCUUUUUGUUAACUUGGUAUGAUUUGGCUCCAUAUUUAUUUUCCUUUCACCAGUUGAGAACAUUACACGCACAUGUUCAGCAAAGGGAAUUUGUGCUGCCAGACCAUCUUGUUAAAGAUCAAUUGAUGUGUGCUAUGCGGAUACAAAUCACAGCUGUUAGCUAUAAACAAUGAUCAAACUGUGUGUCAGACUUAAGUUCAGCUUUUUAGUGUUUUAAGAUUUAUGGAAAUAAAAAUGUGUUGCUGCCCUGGA
Micropterus salmoides (largemouth bass) is the source of this 4145-nucleotide messenger RNA. It is a transcript of the gene lamp2, whose product is annotated as lysosomal-associated membrane protein 2. The record is from RefSeq and is a predicted model, not a curated record. The transcript is spliced from 9 exons. Gene Ontology annotation, cellular component: membrane. Bases 113 to 1333 code for a protein of 406 amino acids. Lineage: Eukaryota; Metazoa; Chordata; Actinopteri; Centrarchiformes; Centrarchidae.